This is a messenger RNA of Phaedon cochleariae (mustard beetle), 657 nucleotides long. The record is from the annotation of a GenBank genome assembly. Lineage: Eukaryota; Metazoa; Arthropoda; Insecta; Coleoptera; Chrysomelidae.
AUGACUUCCACCCAACAAAAGAGGAUAGUUAUUGUAUCCCCUCUAGUCAAUAUAGGACUGCCCAUUCACCCUACUGCUAUAUACCCUUGUUUAUCUAGAAGCUGUUUAGUCAAACAAGCUCGAGUGGCCAAAAUGCACCUAAACAAUAUAUACCCUUUCGAUGCCAAAUCCACCGACAACAAGUGCUCUAGAAUUUUCCGGCCGUGGGAUGCUAGUGCUAGUGCUAGCUCCAGCGAUAGCUCUCAAGAUAGCACCAUUUCCACAACAACUCAAGAACACAAGUGUGCCAUCGCAAGUGUUAAACUCGAGGACCAAAGAAGUUUCAGACCGCUCCAAGACAAGCUAGCUUCCCCAAAUAAGCACCUACAGCCUUUGGAGUACUGCGCAGAUUUAUACCCAGCUGUGUACCCUGAGCUUCUGCAUACUAAUUUAGCUCUGGCUCAGUCACUGGGCUUGGCUGCCGGUGAUCCUUUGGUGAUGGAGACCAUGGCUCAGGGGUUUGCUUUUGAGGAGUAUGCCAGAGUUCUGAGCCAGGAGCAUCAGGCGAAGAUUCUGGCUGCUAAGAAGCAGAGGCCUAAGAAUCCUAGACCUGAAAUAGAUACGGAAGUCGAACCGGAUCAAUUAUUGUCAACACCCUCACGUCCUGCUGUGACGUAA